Ornithodoros turicata is the source of this 2422-nucleotide messenger RNA. RefSeq names its product neprilysin-1-like. Gene Ontology annotation, molecular function: metalloendopeptidase activity. Gene Ontology annotation, cellular component: plasma membrane. The record is from RefSeq and is a predicted model, not a curated record. Lineage: Eukaryota; Metazoa; Arthropoda; Arachnida; Ixodida; Argasidae. Gene Ontology annotation, biological process: protein processing. The transcript has 2 exons. Bases 74 to 2284 code for a protein of 736 amino acids.
ACGAAGAAGUGGAUGACGGCCACACUGAAUCUCAGCGCAUGAACAGGAGCGUAUCGACCGAAGAAAAUCAGCAAUGCUGUCACCUUCUCCGCUCUGGUCCAGGAAUCCUGGAACACACAUACAACCGAAGGCAUCGAGUCAGCACGCUACUCCUGCCGGGACAUUGAGUCCCGUACGAUGGAUGACAAAGAAACGCUAUGAACCAUCGAAGGACAUGGUGAAGAGCAUGCGUCAGUUGUGUGAAACAAGUGAAGGGAACAAUGAAAGAAGGUCGCUGCUGAACAAGCGCAAACUGUCCUUGUGGCUCCCUGUAAUCUUCCUCACCACGCUCGUGCUGGUCGUCGCCGCGUAUGCGUUGAUUCAGAAAAUAUUGUCGAAGAGAUUGGCGCAGGCAAUACUAUGCAACAAUGACAUCUGCGCCGCGCAUGGCAACGCACUGAAAGCUGCUCUCAGCAAUGUCGUACAGCCUUGCGACAACUUCUACGAGUACGUUUGCGGAGGUUGGCAACCGAAGCAGAAAGCCGCUUCGUCCGUUCAAGAAGACAUGCUUUGGAACGCCGUCCUGCAGUAUACGCAGGAGUUGAGGACGGAAAUAUCUCUGCCAGCACGUCUCUAUAAUGUGUGCAUGCGCACGACGGCAGCGUCGAAUGACGACCGAGACAAGUUCCUCCAGUUCAUGAAGAUGAUGCAGAUGUCUUGGCCCGAAGAACCUCGAGGAGGCCUAUCACCAUUCGAUCUGCUCGUGAACCUGUCUGUGAACUGGAACAUGGGGCUGUGGUUUGAUGUCCACGUUAUCCGUCGCAGCGGGUCACUCCCCAUGGUCCAUGUGGACCAGGGAUCGAUAGGGCUUCCGUGGGUCCAGAGGCAGUCGGAUAUAGUGAAGCAGCGUUUGUACGAGACAUACGUCAAACAGUACGUUGCCGUCCUAGGAAGAACUGACAUGCUAGAGACGUCGCUCAAUAUAACCCAGUUGGAAGAGGACGAAGCCACAGUCCUUCUGAUAUUGGCCUCGGAAGCCGAAGAAGAUCGCAGAGAAGUGACAUUCCCCAUAGCUGGCAUCAGCUCCGUCACUGAGUCCGUUUCUGUAGAACACUGGUUGAGCACCUUAAAUGCCCUUUACCACCCGAUAUUCAACUUCACUGCCUCGGACAUUGCGUGCGUUCAGAAUGUCGCGAGACUGAAAGCCGUGGACAUGAUAUUGACAUCUAUACCGACUGGUCGGCUGAUGAACGUUAUCGGUUGGACAUUUGUGCAGAAGUAUGCACUGUUAGCGCUGCUGGGAUUUCCUCAGGCUGGAAUCCUCAUGUACGGCAGCGCAGAAGAAUAUGAAAGCAGAAAGUUCCUAUUCUGCUUCGAGAACAUUCAGAAAUCAUACGGCCUGCUGUCUGUAAUCGGCUUUCUCAAUACAAACUUCGGGAAGGAACAGCGCCAGAAGGUCGACCAACUGAUCCAGUCCGUAAAAAAUAGUUCAGAGCAGCUGAUUUCGAACUCCAGCUGGAUUGACAACGCAACGAAAUCCACAGCGGCGAGGAAAUUACUCGGUAUCGUCACGGACCUGUGGCCAGGAGGCGAUAUUCUGGGCUCCUCUGACGCACUUGCUGGUUACUACAAGGAGUUUCCGUCAGUCAACUCAUCGUUCUUCGACAGUUACCUGGCAACCGCGAAGACCGUAAGGGCCCUUCUUGGGCACGAGCGUAUCCAGGAGAUAUACAGCAAGUUUACUUUCACUCGAAAUAGCAUGAUCCGUUACAGUCACGUCAUGAACAAGGUAUUCGUUGCAUUACACGCAGUAGAAUUCCCAUUUCACCACCAUCACGGAACUCCCGCAAUGAACUACGGUGGCUUUGGACAAUAUUACGCGACUGAAAUAGUCAAGUCUUUCGAUAAGCAAGGCGCAUCUCUGACAGAAAACGGUGAAGAGGAGACCUGGUGGGGCAACGAUAGCCUCGCAGCCUACAACUCUAGGCUGAAUUGCGCCUUGAACAACAGGAGCGACGGAAGCCCCAUAUUUCCGCUCCUGCCAGCCCUUGCCAUAAGUUUCCGCGCCUUCGAGCAUGAAGCGAAGCAAGGGCAGAAACGAUCCCAGCGAUUAGCGACGCUUCCUCAGUUCACUGGCGAACAAAUCUUCUUCAUGAGCUAUUGCUAUACGCUGUGUUCGCGAAGCCGCAGUGAACAACACCGCUGUAAUUUCCCGCUGAUGAACUCGAAAGCGUUCUCGCAGGCGUUUGGGUGUUCACCGAAUUCCUCCAUGAACCCUCUGGAAAAAUGUGAUUUCUUCACUUAGUAAUCUUUGGUUCUCGAAGAGGAACUGUGGAUAACGAACUUUUCUGUCUUCAAGAUUCGGUCAGUUCUUAAAAUAUGAGAAGCUUUUAAGUGUCUAGUAUGUACUCUCGUGGUUAUAUACGGUGUGUGAUAUCAAAUA